This is a messenger RNA of Mauremys mutica (yellowpond turtle), 2533 nucleotides long. It is a transcript of the gene SPTSSB, whose product is annotated as serine palmitoyltransferase small subunit B. Lineage: Eukaryota; Metazoa; Chordata; Testudines; Geoemydidae. Gene Ontology annotation, biological process: ceramide biosynthetic process; endoplasmic reticulum organization. The transcript is spliced from 3 exons. Gene Ontology annotation, molecular function: serine C-palmitoyltransferase activity. The record is from RefSeq and is a predicted model, not a curated record. Gene Ontology annotation, cellular component: serine palmitoyltransferase complex. Bases 1131 to 1373 code for a protein of 80 amino acids.
UGGCGCGGGGGGGAGGCCGGGCGAACACACCCUUCCCGCGCCCGGGCUGGGGCACUCAAGGCUCGCACGUGGUAGGCAGCGAGCCGGCUAAGCGGCGGCAGCAGCCUCCAUCCCUGCCCGGACCAUGCUUCCCCAGCGGCUUGCGCAGCCAAUGCAGCCCCAGCCUGCGCUGCAGCCCUCACCUGCAGCCGCCCUGGCCACAGCGGCUUUCCAGAGGCUGCUGCUCCCCCCUUCCUGCCUAAAGCUACGGCUGAUAAGCGCGCGGGCAGGUAAAGGUUUGCAUGAGCACAAACACCCACUGAGGCUUUCUCUGCUCCGGGCACACGCUGCCUAAGGCUUGGAGCGGAGCCUGACAGCAAACCGCCACUGCAAGUCUGCAACCUGCGGCUGCCUCGCGGGCUGGGGGCCAGCGAGCUGCCUGCAGUGCCUGGUUCCGUUUUGCUGUUGCAGGAGCUGCAGCGGGCUGCUAGGCAGCAGCAGCAGCCAAGGGACCCCUGUGAUCUGCCGCUGGACCCGCCCUGGCGCGCCCUGCAUGUCGGCUGCAGGGGCUCGCCUCGUUCGCAUUCCUGGUGUCCGCGGCGCGCCCAGGUCCCCGUCCCUCUGCCUGCUCCGCUGGCACCGCCGCAGCCCUGGGGUAACCGCAACGCCUCCGCCGGCUCCCCGGUCCGCUCCGCCCGACAGUGCGCCCAUGGCCGCAGAGCGGGCUAAGCUCAGCGGCCCAAGUUGUUCGGCUACAUUCUUCGAUAACUGCCGCGGCGGAGGCUGGGCUAGAGCCGCCCCAGGCCAUUGCUUUGGGCUUGUCAGCGAGAUACUCCCACUGCGUUCGUGCUUUCUCUGUGACAGUCAUUAAUCACCGCAAUCAGGCUGGCUGGUAGGUGAGGUUUUAGCAGCCGUGAGAAGGGGCCGGGCAGGGCGGAGCAGGAAAAAGACCGAACUGGGAGAACCCAGCAGCCAGCUCAGUUUUCACACUUCUCCAUGCAGUAGGGAGCCCAGCAGCUUGGAGCAUCUCUCAUCCAGAACUAGCGGGGAGAGAAUCUCCUUGCCUACAAGUAGUUCAAGAUAAUUCCUUGGUAUUUCCAUGAACCAUACUAAAGGAAGUAUCAAGUUCCUAAAGCCACUAAAAGCUGAAGAUGGAUAUUAAGUAUGUGAAGGAUUAUCUUUACUGGCUAUACUAUCAAUACCUCCUGAUCACCUGUUGCUAUGUGUUGGAGCCCUGGGAGCAAUCCAUGUUCCAUACUAUUUUUAUUACUGUUUUUGCUAUGGUGGUGUACACAGCUUAUGUCUUUAUACCUAUCCACAUCCAUUUGGCUUUUGAGUUCUUCUCCCAGUUAUUUGGAGACCAGCGUGAAAGUACUGUUGCCAUUAUGAACUGAAUUUGCCAGGGCUGAUGAUGCAACAGCUACUAUGUGAAAUGUCUUCUUCCACGUUGGGGUUGUUUGUUUAGAAAAAGGUUUGCGUUGGCAGAAACAAUGCUUCCUCGGACAAAAGCUAACCUGCAUAAUUACAUUAACUGAAAACCAGAAUAGUGCACUCACUCCCCACUGUAUAGUUCGUAUUUAAAUAAAACACGAGCACAGCUUUUAGUCUGUGACUGUGCAACACCAACUUUGGAACACAUUACGUAAUAUUCAACUUGUCUACUGAGAAUAGUGUCCAUAUGUAGAAGAUCCUCAAUGUAGAGAAAAACAUGUUCUUUAACAGUUAGAGACCAUAUUUAUUUAUCACACUGUGUCUAGAAUCAUGAUUUUUACACAUAUGGUUUUCACACUCAAUCAGAAUUUAAUUUUAAUAGCAUAUAUGAAAAUGUAUUGCAAACAGCAAUAAGUAUUUAUGAUGAUAGUUGGUAGGAUAUUAUAUCUUUUGAAUACAAGAAAGCUUCUCCUCCCAGAAGGGUACAUGGCAACUACCUUGCAAAACAUGCAAUUCUUUUCCUCAUCCUAGUUUACAGUAUAUCAGAAAUGUGACUCAAAUAUACCAGGACCCAAACAGCUGAAGUCUGUCUUAGUAGUCUCCUAAUUUUUAAAAUGGAUGAUGUCAUAUAAAGGGAUGGUUUACAGCUUUUCUUUUAGAAAAUGAGAAAUCAAGACUAUACAAGCAUGAAUCCAAUUGUUAGUACUUAAGCUUCUCCUGCUGGAUUUAUGGUGGUUUAAUUGUAAUGUUAAGAGAAUUUAUUAUACUGUAAGUAAUCUUGCAUUGUACUAAGCAUGAUGUACCAGAUAUUUAGUGAGUCUGACUUGUUACACUCAACUUUGCUUGUUACAAAAAUCAAUUUUUCCCCUUUCCACAACAAUUCAUUGGGGAAAGCAAAGGAUGUGUUUGUGCUAAAGGAAGAUGAUCUAGUAAACAGUGUAAUUUUCUAAUAAGUGCAGAACUCUGAAGCGUUUAGAUGGAAGCUUUGAUACAGAGGCCUCCUUUUACAAAGGAUAAAUGAGCAUGAAGCACAAUUAUAGCAUGAAGAAAUUUUCUAAUUUUAUCAAGGGGCAUUGGGGUCCUGCAUGAUAAAAAGAAUGGCAAAUUCUGAUGUCAAAAAUGA